Molecule: messenger RNA, 1268 nt
Organism: Pimephales promelas (fathead minnow)
Lineage: Eukaryota; Metazoa; Chordata; Actinopteri; Cypriniformes; Leuciscidae
Source: RefSeq, a predicted model, not a curated record
GUUCGGCCGUCAAGUUGGCGAAUUCUAUUUUUUCUAAUAGCAGCUUUAUUAGAAUACAAAGUGGCGACCCAGAGACCCUGCAAUGUCCAUCGGUUGAACAUAAACUAUGUUCAGGGUGACAAUAUGUCUAUUUCUUGCCUAACCACAACCCACCCGCUGGAGUCUCUGACAGUGAAACUAAGCAGGACAAACCCGCUUCAACACAUCCUAAAGUAUUCAAACAACUCUUCAGCAUUAGAGCAUCAGAGAUGGUCUGUGAGAAAUGAUGCUGGAAAUGUUACACUUGAUCUGAAAGAUAUCAGUUUAUCUGAUCAAGGUCAUUAUGAAUGUGAAGUCUACAAUGAUUGGGACUGCCUUAAAGCAACUCUUUUUAAUCUGAAGGUCAAAGAGUGUAAAACUUUGGAUUCUGUCCAUGCAACUCCAGACUCUUCAGUGUUGCUGCCAUGCUCUGAACAUCCUCUACAAUUCAGAACUGAUCAAGUAACUUGGAAAAUCUUUCAUGGUCACCAACAAACAGAAAUAGCUCAAUAUCGCCAUCCACACAAGCCCUCAAACAGCACAGAGAGAGUCCCGAAGCCUCUGUAUGAGAGAGCGAGAACACUUGGGAAUGGAUCUCUGCUCAUAAGGGAUGCAGUAAAAACUGAUGGAUCAUGGUAUCAGUGCAGAGUGAGUGAAAAAACCUGCUAUGAGGUGAAGCUCGUCAUGAAAGUGUUUGCAGAUGCUCCAACCAAAGCUGACAGUCCUGCAGCAGUAACAAAUAAUCUGAUAGCAGUAGUGAUGACUACAAUAGUGUCUCUGUGUGUCCUCAUAACACUGAUUGUCUGUGUGAUUCUUUAUUUCAAAAAAGGAAAGAGCAAAAGCAACAGCCAAAUUGAAUUGGACUGCUGGUCUUCUGUGUCUUAUUCUGAAAUGUCAGGAGGGUUUGAUGUCUCGUUCUAUUCUCAACCACCUGUAAGUUACUGAAACAGAUGAUGACUGGUGUAAUGUUGUAAACCACAUCACAAGAUAUGCUGUACCGCUUGCAUAGCCAUUUUUGUAAACUUUUAACUUACUUCAUAACAUGGCUGGACAUUUAAAUGGAUAUGCACACAUCUGCAAAUGUGCACAUGAUUCAAAGAACUUUUGAACUAUCAUUUCCUCACAGUUGGUGUGAACAAACAGAUGCAACAGCAUGCAAAUGAGAUCAGAUGUAUGAUGAUUUAAACUUUUUUUAGAUAAGUCUUUGAUAAAGUCCAAAUUUAGUAGUUUAGCCUUCUUUCAAAAUUGAU